AUGAAAGCUGCUCAGAGUAGGAAAAAGUCUUAUGCAGACAAGAGGAGGAAACCUUUGGAGUUUUCAGAGGGAGAGCAUGUGUUUUUGAAGGUGACUCCUACUACAGGUGUGGGAAGGGCUAUCAAAGCUAAGAAGUUGAAUCUUAAGUUUAUUGGGCCGUAUCAACUGAGGAAGUAUAUUCAUGAUCCAAGUCAUGUUUUGGAAUCAGAGGCAGUGCAAGUUAAGGGGAAUUUAACUUUUAAGAAAAACCCAGUUUUAGUGGCAGAAAAGAAAGUUAAGCAGUUGCGAGGAAAAUCUAUCAAUUUGGUAAAGGUUAUUUGGGAUGAGGUUACUAAUGAAGCUACUUGGGAGUUGGAAGAUAGGAUGAAGGAUCAAUACCCAUAUCUCUUUUUGAGUAAGUGA
Cajanus cajan (pigeon pea) is the source of this 402-nucleotide messenger RNA. The record is from RefSeq and is a predicted model, not a curated record. NCBI's taxonomy places the organism in Eukaryota, Viridiplantae, Streptophyta, Magnoliopsida, Fabales, Fabaceae.